AUGGCAAGUCCAACGACUCCUAGGACGCCUACCGAAACCAAAGGAAAGAAGCGCCGCGCAACCGACGAUGAGGACGAAUCUCCUCGUCCUCAAACAGUUCGGAAGGAGAUUACGUCUCUGUAUCCAUCAAUAAAAGCUCCCGGUCGUCCAUUUAAAAAGAAGUCGAUCGAAGCAUUAUUAGACUUGCCUCAACGGUUUUUCAUGGCAGAAAAUCCAGACCGGCCAAAGAAUAAAAUGUUCACGGUUUUCAGUCCUAAUAGGGACUUGAAUAUCAUCGCCGCGUGCGUACAGGUCUGCGGCGAAUCACGGCUUAAUGAGAAGCGAUGUACGACAUGCGCUGCUGGUCAGGGUAUCUGGACUCAGUGCAUGGUCGAGCGAGAUAUUCCCGAUCAUCCUACCAGGGUGUUAGGCGGUGCAUGUGCCUGCUGCUACUUUGACGGAAAGGGGAAAACUUGCUCGUUCAUUCUCCGCGACUCUUCUUCACCUCUCAGCUUUACUUCGACACCCAGCGUAUCCAUUGCUAGUUCCCCUCUACCUCUCUUAGGGUCAUCAGCCCCUUCGGAAUUCAUUACAUUUCCAACCGACCCAUGCCAAGUUGCUUACUACCAAUGCAUGUCCCGAAUAGAGCGGUCCGAAUCUCGAACCGAAUUAACGAAUACGAAAAAUUCUCUCGAAAACCACCUCGACGUACUGAGAAGUGUCGAAGCGAAGGCCGACGACGACGAUUCACCCCUAAUACUAUCCGAUAGGAACGCUCUUUUGAUUGCUUCUCGCCGUAUGAGUUGGCCGAAGACUAAGCGGGCAGAGGCCCAAGCUCAUAUAAAGGGGGUCUUGGCUGCUUUAAAUACUGCAGAAACGAAGCUCGGAGAUAACAAGGGAAGAGACGGACACGCAUAUUAA
Molecule: messenger RNA, 900 nt
Organism: Hypoxylon trugodes
Lineage: Eukaryota; Fungi; Ascomycota; Sordariomycetes; Xylariales; Hypoxylaceae
Exons: 4
Coding region: 1-900 (299 amino acids)
Source: RefSeq, a predicted model, not a curated record